GCUCCCCGAAGCACCCCACCCUGACGACGUUGACAAAAGACGCAUUUGCCAUUGCCUUUCUCAUCAUACAGUAUACAUUGUUUUCAAGCCGUCUCAUUGAUUCAUCAUCGUCCCAUCAUCAUCCCAUCAUCAGAAGUCAGUAAAGAUGUCGCAACAUUCAUAUGCAUCAGAGUAUCCACAGGGGGUCGAGGCAGAAGAGGGUAUUAAAGAGUUUUUUGAGGCAUUUUAUAAAUUGAGUGAUACAGAGGAAAAGCACGAGGAAUAUGCAAAUCAAUUUGCUGAAGAUGCGGAGGUAGUCAUGGGGAUUAAGAGGGUUAAGGGGAAAGAAGAAAUUCUGGCUUUCAGAAAGGGCAUGUGGGAAAAGGUAGCAAGUCGUUUGCAUACGGCUCACAAGAUCUUUCCCUUUGGAAAGGGAUCGACGGAGGUUAUGCUGUUUGGAGUCGUGGCUUAUGGAUUGAAAGAUGGGAGAAAGGCCGAUGUUGAAUGGGCCGGACGGGCCAAAAUGGUUCAAGAGGGUGGAAAGUGGAAAUUAGGAUUUUAUCAAGUUUAUCUGGAUUCGGCUGCUGUGCAGAAUGCCAAAUAAGGUUGGAAACCCAAAAAUGGAAGGGGCGCGUGGAUGAGGAUUUCGGAUGAAUAGGGGGUUUUACAUAGAUGGAUAUAAAAUACAACUAUAUUAGACUUCAUAUUAAACUAUAGUUGGACGAAAGCAAUGUGGACUUCUAAAGUUCA
Molecule: messenger RNA, 729 nt
Organism: Botrytis cinerea B05.10
Lineage: Eukaryota; Fungi; Ascomycota; Leotiomycetes; Helotiales; Sclerotiniaceae
Exons: 6
Coding region: 146-583 (145 amino acids)
Source: RefSeq, a predicted model, not a curated record